UGUGAGAAAGAACAGUGGUGAUCGCACUUCAAUGAUUGUCCCAGUGUGGCUUUCUAGCACAGCUAAGAAUAGCAGAGAAAUCUUGGUUUAUGCAUUACUAGAUACACAGAGCAGUAAUACCUUCAUAGACCAAGAUGUCUGCCAAAAAAUUCAAGCGCACACAGAACCUGUCAAAUUAAAGCUGUCAACAAUGACUGACAAGAGUUCAAUAGUGAAUUGUCACAGAGCAGUUGGAUUGAAGGUGAGAGGGUAUUGUUCACAAGAGUGCAUUGAACUACCACCAGCCUACACGCAGGACUACAUCCCGCUGGAGAAAAAUAGUAUUCCAACCCGUGAUACAGCAUCAAGAUGGGUUCACCUUCUCAGUGUGGCCGAAGAGAUGCCAGAUUUGUUGAAUUGUCCUGUAGGACUACUGAUUGGCUAUGACUGUGCAAGGGCUCUAAAACCAAAAGAAGUGAUGUCAGGGGAAGAGCAUGAACCCUACGCAGUCAAGACAGCGUUGGGCUGGAGUAUAGUUGGAGCCACUAUGCCUUGCACUAAUACAAGAAAUGAGACUGGAUUCUGCCAUCGCAUUUCUGUGAAAGAACUUCCACCCAUCACACCCACCUCUGUGAUUAAGGCAUUAGAGAUGGAUUUUCUGGACAAAAAUCCAAAAGACAAGACAAUAUCACAAGAAGAUAUUCAAUUUCUAAAUGUUUUGAAUGAGAAAAUCAAGCACAAUGAAGAGGGACAUCUAGAGAUGCCUCUGCCAUUUAAAGCGCGUCCUCAGCUUCCAAGCAAUAAGCAGCUUGCUACAGUGCGUCUAAAGCAUUUAAGAAGAAAGAUGGAGAAGAAUCCUAAAUACAGGGAGGAUUACAUUAAAUUCAUGGACAAUGUUUUUAGAGAUGGUGAUGCAGAGGAGACAAGUGUGGUCCCUGAAGAAGGCAACAUAUGGUACAUUCCACACCAUGGGGUGUAUCACCCUAGGAAGCCUGAAAAAAUAAGGGUCGUAUUCGAUUGCUCCGCCAAAUUCGAGGGCACCUCUCUGAACGACCACCUGCUCACAGGCCCAGAUUUAACGAACACUUUGACUGGAGUCCUGUGUAGAUUUCGACAACACAAGAUUGCGAUCAAUUGCGAUGUGGAAAAAAUGUUUCAUCGCUUUCACGUCAGCCCAGAAGAUCGGGAUUUCAUGAGGUUCCUGUGGUGGGACAAUGGGAACACGGAAAGUGAGCCCAAGGAAUACCACAUGCGAGUGCACAUAUUUGGUGCUGCGUCAUCACCGGGAUGUGCUAAUUAUGGCAUGAAACACCUUGCCAGUAAAUAUGAGAAGAGCCAUACACUGGCAGCAAGUUUCAUUCGCAAGAAUUUUUAUGUGGAUGACGGGCUGGUCAGUGUCAAUUCGGUUGAAAUAGCCAACCAGCUCAUUAGUGAAGCGCGAGAACUCUGUAGUAAGGCACAGCUGCGUUUACAUAAAUUUGUCUCCAACAACAGAGAUGUUUUGAAUGCAAUACCAGAGAGUGAACGUGCUAGAACUGUGGAAGAUGUAGACCUGAACUACAGUGAGCUUCCAAUACAGAGUGUACUGGGAGUAAAGUGGAACGUUGAGAGAGAUGCAUUUUCAUUCAAUGUCGUCCGCACAGAAAAGGCAGCCACACGGAGAGGAAUCCUAUCAACAGUCGCCAGUGUUUAUGACCCACUGGGAUUUCUUGCUCCCUACCUCUUGAAUGGUAAAAGAGUGUUGCAAGAGAUGUGCAAACAGGGUAUGGGAUGGGAUGAACCUGUUCCCCCUGAACUAAAGUCAAGAUGGGAAGCAUGGCUCCAUGACUUAGAGAGUCUUCAAAAAAUUGAAAUUCCAAGGUGCUUCAUUCCUGAAACCCUUGGCACGAUCCAAAAAAUUGAGCUGCAUCAUUUUUCAGAUGCCAGCAACAACGGCUAUGGGCAGUGCUCAUAUAUCAGGAUCGUUGCAGAUGAGCAAGUGCACUGUACAUUAGUAAUGGGUAAGGCCAGAGUGGCACCCAUAAGGGUUGUCAGCAUACCCCGACUUGAGCUAACAGCAGCUACGGUGUCUGCUUCUGUUAGUAAUACCCUCCGAGAAGAACUGGAGCUGGAAAUAGAUCAAGAGUUUUUCUGGACCGAUUCACAGGUGGUGCUCGGGUACAUUAAAAAUGAAGCCAGACGAUUUCAUGUAUUUGUAGCCAACCGUGUUCAGAAGAUAAGGGACUCUACUGAUCCUAGUCGAUGGUUCUAUGUUGAGACGGGUCAGAAUCCAGCAGACCAUGCAUCUAGAGGUCUCAAGGUGGCAGAUCUUCUAGAAUCAAGUUGGCUGAGAGGACCAGAGUUCUUAAGGGAACCAGAAAUUUUUACAGAUCAAAGAACACCAGAGCUUCUUGUGGGCGACCCAGAAGUAAAGGUCUUAAAAACUGAUACUGUUGAACAGGACAGCUUCUUGAAAAGGCUGUCAAGAAUUUCUGAUUGGAACACAGCCCUCAAUGUCAUUGCUCGGAUCCAAAGACUGGCACAUAAAGACAAAACUGGACCCAUCAGUGUUGAGGAACGAAGAGAAGCUACGCUUGUGCUCAUCAGAGCAGCACAGAGAGAGGCCUUCGAAGCAGAACUCAAAUGGUUUAGCCAAAAGUCCAUGAAAUUGCCAAAAACUCACAAGAUGCAACAACUUGAUCCAAUAUUUGAGAAUGGAUUGCUCAGGGUAGGAGGCAGAUUAAGAAUUUCUUCUGCAUCCCUGGAAUUAAGGCAUCCGGUGAUUUUACCAAAGGAAGGCAUUGUCACACAGCUGAUACUUGACCAUUGUCAUAAGAAGACACAGCACCAAGGCCGAGGGCAAACAUUGAAUGAGCUCAGAGCCAAUGGUUUUUGGAUAUUAGGUGCUAGCAAGUUGGUGGCCAAGUAUAUUAAGAACUGUGUCACUUGCAGAAAGGUUCGUGGGCCGACAGAACAACAACGUAUGGCAGACCUGCCCAGUGACCGAGUUGAACCCUCUCCUCCGUUCUCAUACGCUGGGAUUGAUUGUUUCGGCCCUUUCUACACCAAACAGGGUCGUAAAGAACAUAAGAGGUAUGGUCUAUUGUUUACAUGCCUCAGCUCUAGAGCCAUCCACAUAGAAAUGUUGGAGGACCUCACCACUGAUGCAUUUUUAAAUGCUUUGAGAUGCUUUAUAGCAAUCAGAGGAGCAGUAAGACAGAUUCGCUCUGACCAGGGUACAAAUUUCCUUGGAGCAAAGAAUGAAUUGAAGAAGGGUCUAAUGGCUCUAGACAAGGACCGGAUUGUGACUUUCCUUGCAAGAAAGCAGUGUGACUUCCUCAUGAAUGUUCCUGAAGCAAGCCACAUGGGGGGCAUUUGGGAACGCCAGAUACGGACGGUUAGGAGCGUCAUGAGCACUGUUCUGGCACAAGCUAAUGGAAGACUUGAUGACACCUCAUUGAGGACAUUUUUCUAUGAGGCUAUGUCGAUUGUAAAUAGUCGUCCGCUCACCACAGACACUAUCAAUGAUCCUAAGAGUGUUGAGCCUUUAACACCUAAUCAUUUGCUCACAAUGAAGUCUAUUGUGCCCCUCCCACCACCAGGCAAUUUUGUAAAAGAAGAUUUAUAUGCCAGAAAACGGUGGCGUAGAGUGCAAUACUUAUCGGAGCAAUUUUGGAGCAGGUGGCGCAAAGAAUACCUGGCUAACAUAAGCCUGAGGCAGCGAUGGCAUGUGCCCAGAAGGAAUGUGAGGGUGGGAGACGUAGUUAUUGUCAAGGAGGACAAUGUUCCCAGAAACGAAUGGAGACUUGCCAGAGUGGUCGAAGCAAGGAAGGAGGAUGAUGGUUUGGUGCGCAAGGUCAAAAUUCAAAUAGGCCACAGUAAGUUAGGUAAGCAAGGUGAACGCUUAACACAACCAACCUUUCUUGAACGUCCAGUUCAAAAACUAGUGGUGCUAGUUGAGCAGAAUACAUAGGCUAGUAUCACAAUAGCGUUUAGCGCUGCUGUUAAGGGUUAAGCUGUUACACAAAAUAGGUGUGAUAGUUAUUUUCUUAUUUGGGGAAAAUUACAAGAUGUAUUUCAUUGGUUUAAAAUAGAGGUAACAUAAAUCUUUGUAAUUUUGGUGGCAGUGUAGCUGUCGCUGAGAGUAUUGUUUAUUCAUUUAUUUUUUGUUGUUUUGAUGGUUUUGUGUAUGGAUGCUUUUGUUUAUGUAGUUGACGAUGUAUAUUGAGUUGUGAUUAUGAUGACCCCUGCUGGUCAUGUGAUGGGCGCACUGAAUGGUGGGAAAAAUGUGCAGUCUGUUUUUUUUUUGGAGCUACGAUAUAUGAGCGGAGUUCGAGUUUGGCAGCUCCUGAUUUUCUGGUUGGAAGGCGCACACGUUUUUCACGGUGUUUGGUUCAGUUUGGAAAAGAUAGACAAUAAAGCUCAAUCAAACAUC
Molecule: messenger RNA, 4393 nt
Organism: Solea senegalensis (Senegalese sole)
Lineage: Eukaryota; Metazoa; Chordata; Actinopteri; Pleuronectiformes; Soleidae
Exons: 2
Coding region: 32-3931 (1299 amino acids)
Biological process (GO): DNA integration
Molecular function (GO): nucleic acid binding
Source: RefSeq, a predicted model, not a curated record